Eurytemora carolleeae is the source of this 1993-nucleotide messenger RNA. RefSeq names its product histone-lysine N-methyltransferase ASHR1. NCBI's taxonomy places the organism in Eukaryota, Metazoa, Arthropoda, Copepoda, Calanoida, Temoridae. The record is from RefSeq and is a predicted model, not a curated record. The transcript has 18 exons. Bases 619 to 1914 code for a protein of 431 amino acids.
GAUUUAAUUCUAUCAGAAGUGUGUCUGUUGUAUAUCAGAAGAAUGCCAUCGGGUCCUAAUCGUUUAUUUGUUUUGUGAAAGGACAUAUAGUUUUAUUAGAAGAUUGUCUGGUAUUGGGUCCUUAUCGUUUACUUGUUUUCUUCAAGAAGAUCUAAUCCUAUCAGAAAAGUGUCUGGUAUGGAGCCAGAUCAUUUUCUUGUUUAUUUAUCAAAAGAAUGUCUGGUAGGGGCCAAAUUGUUUACUUUUUUUGUAAAAUGAGAUCUAGGUUUUUAUCAGAAGAAUGUCUGGUAUAGUGGCCAAAUUAAUAACUAGUUCUAUUAUAGGAGAUCUAGUUUUAUCAGAAGAAUGUCUGGUAUAGUGGCCAAAUUAAUAACUAGUUCUAUUAUAGGAGAUCUAGUUUUAUCAGAAGAAUGUCUGGUAUACAGGCCAAAUUAAUAACUAGUUCUAUUAUAGGAGAUCUAGUUUUAUCUGAAGAAUGUCUGGUAUGGGGCCCAAAUCAUUUAUCAGAUCUGUUUUGUCUUGAAUGUCUGAUACCUUUAUCAGAACAGACAUGUUGUAAACAUUGCGGAUUUCCUCUCUGUCAGCAACAUUUAGAAACUCAUCCAAUCCAUCAGAUUAAUGAGUAAGCCUGAUGCCUGGAGACUAAUCAGUAAUCUAAUGGAUCAUAGAGAAGAACGUUUAGCAGAAUACGACAUUUACAUUGAUCCUUACAAACAGACUGUUAUAAAUAAGGUGGUUGAAGAGCUCAAGGUUGGAACGAAUGAGAAUAUUGUCAAGGUUCUAGGAUAUCUGGAUAUAAACUCUAUCGCUGUUCGAGGCUUGGAUGGUGUAUACAGGGGCAGAGGAAUAUAUCCUAUUGCUAGUUUAAUGAAUCAUUCUUGUAUUUGCAACACCAGAAAUAUAAUUAAUCACACAAAACUGGAUACUCGUGCCACUGUUAGUAUAAAACGAGGAGAAUGUAUAACAACCCAUUAUGUGUCUCCUCUUCUAGCCGUUUAUAACAGGAGAGAAAAGCUGAAGGAACGAUGGUUUUUUGAGUGUUCCUGUCCUCGGUGUAACUCAAGCACAGAUCUUCAAGCAUUUACUAGUGGAGUAAAGUGUACUAAGUGUACUAACUACCAAGUACCUGUGUACCCUCUACAGUUCAAAUCCAAGUACAGAUGUCUAGGAUGCCAGGAGGAGAUAUCCUGUGAUAAUGUAAACAAACUUGUUGCUUCCCUGGAACCAUUGGUCCAAGCUCUCAAUGUUUUCCAGAUGCCAGGGACAGACACUGAGGAAAGUUUGAUAAGAACCCUGGAAGAAAAACUACAUCCAACCCAUCAACUAGUUCUAGAUAUAAAAAUCAAUCUUGCCAGAAAACUGGGAAGAACUACAGGUUUACUGAGAUGUGCAGAGAGGAGUGUUGUGAAAAAUAAGAUAAAUCUAUGCAUUGAAACUUUAGGUGUAAUGAAGAUUGUGUACCCUGGAUUAAGCAAGUAUCGUGGGCUUCUUCUAUACGAGCUGGCAGACUCACUUGCUCUUAUUCAUACCUGGAUACUAGACAAACAGAUUAGUUCGAUACAUGGAGAAACUGAUCCAUCCCAGAUAUUAGAUCCAGUAUCCAAUUCGAUACCUGGAGGCACCGAUCCAUCCCAGAUAUUAGAUCCAGUAUCCAAUUUGAUACCUAGAGACACCGAUCCAUCCCAGAUACUGGAUAUUCCAUGGAUAUUUGGGUCCGUAGUGAAAUUAUUAAACCUGGAUAUAUCUCCUACAACUUCUCCAGGUGCUGAUUGGCUUAAAAUGUACAAAUAUCUCAGCUUGGUCGUCAUAGAAGAAAGUUUGUGUUGCCUGAGAUUUGAACGAGAUGUGAGCUAUGAAGGAGAUAUUUAUAGAAACCUAAUCAACAUGAAGAACUCACUAGAACGGGAAAAUUAAGAACAUAAAAAAUUUAGUUUUAUUUUAGAAAUAAAAUUAUGUCAAGUGUUUAGUUCAGAUAAUAUAGUGGUAUUUAGAA